Hyalella azteca is the source of this 5836-nucleotide messenger RNA. Its product is annotated as RNA pseudouridylate synthase domain-containing protein 2. NCBI's taxonomy places the organism in Eukaryota, Metazoa, Arthropoda, Malacostraca, Amphipoda, Hyalellidae. The transcript has 12 exons. Gene Ontology annotation, biological process: pseudouridine synthesis. The record is from RefSeq and is a predicted model, not a curated record. Bases 347 to 2767 code for a protein of 806 amino acids. Gene Ontology annotation, molecular function: pseudouridine synthase activity; RNA binding.
UCAGUGUAAUUCCAAGAUGUACAUUGUGAAUGACAAAAAUGCUGUGUUGGUUGAGAAACUUGAACUCGCUUAACUCAUGCUCACUACAGUAUAAUACAGUAUUUUCGGCGUGUCCGACAAAAGUUUAGCUCAUGAUUUCGGUGGUUUUUACCCAGCAAAGUGUUGAUCCAUUACCGGAGCCUACGGUAUCUCUUAUUGUAGCCUCAAACAAUAACAGGAUUGAAACAAAAUUAUUUAUGAAAAGAAGUAGUUAAGUGGCAAUUAUUAAAGAAAAUUAAACGUGGAGAACAAAUAAGAGGUCGUGAGUUGAAAUAACCCGAGAACAUCAGUCGUUAUCCUCAUCGCAAUGCAGCCCUCGUGGAUUGGCGUUCCAUGGCUCCCGUUCCAUGCCCUCAGCGCUGCUCCUUCCCCUCUCAUGUCCCCUCACUACCCUCCAGCUCCCCCUCAUCUGUCUACCCUCAGUGGGGCUCCUGGUACCAUGCCCUCCAUGCCCACCAUGAGCCCCAGUGUACCGGGAUUGCCUCCUCCCCAAGUGGGCAGCCUAUCUACCCCACCUCCACCUACAGCCCCAUCACUACCCUCCUAUAACGGCAUCACCACGACCAUGAGCAGCACCGUAAACGGUGGCAUGACGGCCGUAAACGGUGGUAUGGCGGCCGUGAACGGUGGUAUGACGGCCGUAAACGGUGGCAUGACGGCCGUAAACGGUGGCAUGGCGGCUGUGAACGGUGGCAUGGCGGCUGUGAACGGUGGCAUGACGGCCGUAAACGGUGGCAUGACGGCCGUAAACGGUUCACUGAACGGUCUGUCGGUGACGGCUGUGGUGCCCAGCAGCGUCCAGCACAGCCAGCACUCUGGCCAUAAUCAUCACUACGCACCCACCAUCAACACCAUCAGUGGAAUUACCGGCAUGGGUGGCAUGACUGCCAUCAGUGGUAUAGGUGGUAUGAACACUUUGACUGGCAUCAAUGGCAUGAACGGUAUGAGUGGCAUGAACACCAUUAGCCUCAACGGCAUUGCCGGCAUGAACGGCUUCAGUGGCAUCAAUGGCAUGAGCGGUUUGAGUAGCUUAAAUGGCUUCAGUGGUCUAAACGGCAUCGGCAUGAAUGGCAUAAAUGGCCUCAAUGGACUAAGCUUGGCAGGCCUAGGGGGCCUAGGUUCCCUGGGGGGCGUAAUGGCCCUCACAGCAGGGCCACCGCCCCCUAUGGCCGCAAUGAUGCAUCUACGUCCCCACCAGCCGCGACCCGCGCCUCUGCAGCCUUCCCUGGCCACGCUGCUCGCCGCUAGAAAGGACCCUGACUUCUCGCUGGCCUUCAAGCGCGAGAAGAGGAAGGCCGAGGACGAUCUCAUUGACAGCCAGGACAUCAAAAAGGCAAAGCUCGAGACAAAAGCACUCAAGGCGAAGAGACCAGGCUUCUCAGAGGAGCGAUAUAACGAAACAAGCUACUUCAUUGAGAACGGGCUGCGUAAGGUCUACCCUUACUACUUCACUUUCACCACCUUCACGAAGGGGCGCUGGGUGGGGGAAAAAAUACUCGACGUCUUCGCCAAGGAGUUCAGAGCGCACCCGGCCGAGGAAUAUGAGCGAUGCAUCAAGAGCGGCACACUUACUGUCAACUACGAAAGAGUUGACACAGAUUGCCGUCUCAAACACAACGAUCUUCUUGCCAACAUCGUCCAUAGGCAUGAGGUUCCCGUCACCGCGGCGACCAUACCUCUCAUAUACACGGAUGAGGAUACUGUCGUCGUGGAUAAACCUGCCUCAAUACCUGUACAUCCCUGCGGCCGCUACCGCCACAACACCGUCGUAUUCAUCCUCGCCAAAGAAUAUAACCUAAAGAACCUGAGAACUAUUCACCGCCUCGACAGACUGACCAGUGGUUUACUGUUGUUCGGACGAACGCCGAAGAAGGCGCGGGAGAUGGAACAGCAGAUCAGGACACGGCAGGUGACCAAGCAAUACGUCUGCAGGGUGGACGGCCGCUUCCCUUCAGGGCUGGUAGAGUGCAAUGAACCAAUAGAAGUGGUGAGCUACAAGAUAGGAGUGUGUAAGGUCUCCCCUACCGGCAAGGACUGCAAGACGGAGUUUCAGCUUCUGUCCUACAAUGGCACGUCCUCUGUCGUGCUCUGCAAACCCAGGACGGGGCGUAUGCACCAGAUACGCGUACACCUUCAGUAUCUGGGUUACCCCAUCGUAAACGACCCUUUGUACAACCACACGGUGUUCGGCCCCAACAAGGGCAAGGGCGGCAUCACGGGCAAGACGGACGACGAGCUCAUCCACGACCUCAUCAAGAUCCACAACGCAGAGAACUGGCUGGGCAUGGAUGGCGACGUCGAGUACUCCAUGUUCAAGCCCAGGGCUGCGGAUGACCAGGAUGAUGAAGGUGGCCUGGACAAGAGUAUUGACAACACUAAACUUGCUGAAGACUUGCAGUCUCCUGCAAGUCCUAAUGGUAACUGCACCAUAGCUCCGUACAACCCAAGUAAGAACUGCUCAGCUACCAACUACUACACCGGCAACCACGGCUACAAGACGUCCGGUACUGGGGUUAUAGAGCACAACCGCUUCGACUACUCCUUCAAGCCGAGCCUUAAGACGGUCGACAAGAACUGUUACGAGUGCAAAGUUCGGUACAGAGACCCCAAGCCUAAAGAUCUCGUCAUGUUUCUGCACGCUCUCAAGUAUAGUGGCCCGGGGUGGCAUUUUGAGACGAAGAUGCCAGACUGGGCGGCCCCGGACUGGGUCGAAACAGAAGAUGACUGAAUAAUAAAUUAAAUGCCUUAAAGUUCCUGAUCAUUUACCGAGGUGAAGUGACUGUGAAUAUUACUGUCUUGCUGUCAGCGAACUGUCAGCCGCGAACUGUACUGUCAGCCGCGCGUGUACAGCAGCAGAAACUACCUAAGCUCUAAUGCAUGAUAAGCAGUUCUGUUUUUUGUGAUGAGUUUUAUUUGGAACAUUUAAUGUAGCGAACUUUUAUAUACUUCAACUCGAUGUAUUAUUCUAACUUAUUUACUGCAGCGAGCAAUGGUCGCUGAACAAUGAAAGUGAUAAGACAGCUGGCUUGAUCGGUAAGGAUUUUGUGGUUGGUAUGGCAUUAUCAAUUUCGUGUUAUGACUUUUGAAUAUAGAGACAAGAUUGACUUUUUUGUCUUGUUAAGAUUUUCUAGCGACUUAAUGUUAUUGUUAUCUGGUCGUUAUUGUUGAAUUAGCUGUAACGUAAAAAGCUCUAAACAAUUUAUGCUUUCCACGUUUACCUUGCCCUUGCUCCCUAGCGACGUUUCCGUGUACAAUCUCGAGACUUGGCAGUAUUUUCCUCUUGAAUUUACCUCAAAUAAACUAAAAAAAAUAACGAGAAUUCUCUCACGGAAGUAAUUUUGACGGCACAAGAACUUCGCGUGUAAGCCAUGUGUCUGAACUGCCAUGUGCUCAGUGUUGAACUAUAAACACAUGUUAAUGAGAAAGACUUCUAUUUCCUACUGUCGUGUUCUGCAUAAUUUAGAGUUGAACAAAUAUCACACUGCUCGAGUGCAGUCUUUAAAAGGCAGAAAAAUUAACGGGUCAUGUUGUCCAAAUUGAGGAGAAACAUUUUCUCGCCCCCAGCACGAGCAGAAAGAGCACUGAAAGGCCAAACUAGGCCACGAUGACAAACACCUGGGCAAUAAAAUGCAUCACUAUUUAAAAAAAAUCUCACUCAUUUCUCUGAUUGUAUGAAUAAUUCCUCCCCUGCUCCUAGAACUUUAUGUGUUUUAAUUAUAUCAUCUUCGUACCCUUUAACUUAACCGCUCUAUUCGUUUCGAUGUUUGAUAACAGCAGAAUAUCAAAUUUGUUGUGAAGUAUAUUAGUGAAAUUUAAGCUUGAGAAGUCAAGGAGAAUUGUAUUUCUACAAGCACCUGGAUCGCUCACAUACAAGUGCUUUCCCACGAACCUAGUGUAGACUGUAGGUAGCGUAGACAUGAUAACCAAUAGCCGCUGUAGUCAUAAUAUUAGUCUGAACUACUUAGUGAAUUUUGACUUCAAGUUCGGCGAUUUUAUAGUUUAAAAAUAUUAAGCCUCGACAUUCGGGAGCUGCUAGGAGUUGCGUCUAUUCAACAGUUUUUUGUGUUCUGUUAAUAGGAUUUAUUGAUGACAAUUUUGAAUAUAGAAUCGUUUAGAAUUAUGCUGAAAUGAAGGGAUUAUUAUUGCAGCACUUAACGGGCGUCUCUCAUUAGUACUGGUUAGAUUUUUCUUACGGGACGGAAGUUAACGACCAUACAGCUCUUUAUUUCCUGUAAAUUGAUCCAUACAAAAUCUUACACUUCGUCGUCCUCAUCACUUGGUACAUUUUUGUCUAUAAUAUUGUUGUUUAUCAAAAUUAUUAAAUUUGAUAAAAUAAAAUUAAGUUGAAACUUUAUCGAAACAAAAAUUGGACCAGUUCUCGGGGAUUUGCGGGUUAAAUUUUCAUGAGCUUUAUCUCCCCUCACUCAACUCUCGGACAUUUUUGAGGCUAAAUUGCCUCAAAGAUUACAUCUGAAAGUCUAAUGCCAAGCAGUCUUGGGAGCUCCGCACAACAGGUGCUCGAGAAUUACCCCGGCUUUCAUUACCCGCACGAGGAUUAAAUCUCAAAAUGUAUGCCUUGUCUGACUUAGAUUUAUUGUCGAUCCAACGAACUGGUGUGUAAGAAAGUAACGAGUUAGUGUUAGAUAUUUGCCGCAAAACUGGGCAAGCCUUCACUGAUCUUCCUCUGAGUCAUAUCAAGCAAUUGAUGUCCAUUAAGUAACGUCGAAAAGAACCAACGCAGGGCUUGUCUACAAUACUGCGCUACUUAAAAUUUAAAAAGCUAAGAAGACGUCAAGUAAAUUCAUAUCACCAAUUAAAACGUUUCAGAGACCAGCUCCAUCAUCGGUAUCACCAUCCUGGUUUCCAAAGCAUUUUCACUAAAGAUGUGUAUUAUGAAUUUACAUGACAUCUUAUUUGCUUUUAAAUUCUUGGUGGACUUGCGAUAUAAAGAGAAUAAUGAUAUUAGUUAUACUGCGUAACUUAUUGACGUGUAGAGCUCUAGAAAAUAUUUAAAUCCCUAUAGUCUCAGUUUUUGUACCCUAAUUGAAUUCAUACAAAAACUAGUUAAAGUAUAUCGACUUUUAGAAAGGAUUUUUCGGUACUCCUUUUAAAACGACCAAGACUUGUCAAUAACAAAAAAUAUCGAAUUUUAUUGACGAUGCUGCGACAGCUUCAGUGUAGUUUUCUGCCAGAAACGAUUAUUGUCACACAGUGGCAUUUGUCAUGUGUUCUGGCGCUGAGUAUUGUAUUUCAUAAUAGUGGUUCUUAUUACUGAACUUAUGCGCCUUGAUGCCAAUGUCACAACAAUUUUUGUUGUGUGGUGUGCCGUUGAAAAAUUCUGAUCAACUGAUAGAUGCCAGUAGCAUGUUGAAUAUUUUAUGAGGUAAUCUUAAAGUAUAGUCUACGAAGAUUCAUUAAAUACCGCAGAAGACAUGAAAGAGAAUGAAAUUGCUUGCAGGCUUGAUGUACUUUCUUAUGAUGUUAUUCUACUACUAUUUGUUUCACGCAUGCUGUAAAUAUUAUCUAGUUACACUAAUUGUGCAAUUCCUAAAAGAAUUCGCAAUGUGAGUUUUGGACGAGUACAAAGCUGCUUGUUAGUGUUAUGUACAUGAGAUUGAGCCGAAAUGCUUCAAAAACCUAAAUUAAAGCAUAAUUAACUAAUAAAUUACUUGUACAAUUACUUCUGAUCUGACUCUGCACAAUAUAGGGUUAUUAUGAAUGAUGGACUCAAUCUAAUAAUUUAGUAUUUCUUUAAGUACAAAUUCAAAAUUAAGAAUUUAUGCACCAAUGUAAAGAG